Messenger RNA from Gadus chalcogrammus (walleye pollock), 5728 nucleotides. RefSeq names its product contactin-2-like. The coding region runs from base 174 to 3296 and encodes 1040 amino acids. Gene Ontology annotation, molecular function: cell-cell adhesion mediator activity. The transcript has 23 exons. The record is from RefSeq and is a predicted model, not a curated record. Lineage: Eukaryota; Metazoa; Chordata; Actinopteri; Gadiformes; Gadidae. Gene Ontology annotation, biological process: cell-cell adhesion; brain development.
CUCUGCGAGUCCUCUGUGUACGAGCAUCAUUCAGCGGCUGCUUUUCGCGGGGGAGGAGAGAGGCAUCGGUCUGUACAUCUCAUCAAGGCACGUUUUGGCCGGUUUCUGCACUGUUCAACAAACUGAUCUUGGGCCUGCGUCUGCUGCUGAGCUGCUGCUGCUGAUCUGGAGACAUGGGGAGGUUACUGUGGCUGAUAUCGCUGAGCUCACUGGCUCUCAAGUUUGCACACGCUGGAGACGUGUGUGUGUCAGGCCACGACAGCGGGCCGGUGUUUGAAGAGCAGCCCACCGGUCUGAUCUAUCCUGAGGGUCUGAGCGAAGGCAAGGUCACCCUGAGCUGCCAGGCCAGGGCCAGCCCGGCCGCCACGUACAGGUGGCGUGUGAACGGGACCGAGGUCCAGGUGGGCAUGGACCCCCGCUACACGCUGGUGGCCGGGAACCUGGUGAUCAGCGGGCCGCAGCCGGGCAGCGACGCCGGCUCCUACCAGUGCCUGGCCAUCAACCGCUGCGGCGCCAUCGUCAGCCGCGCCGCCAACCUCAAGUUUGGCUUCCUCCACGACUUCCCCCCAGACGUCCGCAGCCCGCAGACGGCCUACGAGGGCGUGGGGACCUUCCUGGCCUGCCAGCCGCCCACCCACUACCCCGCGCUGUCGUACCGCUGGUACCUCAACGAGUUCCCCAACUUCCUGAAGCCGGAGGACGGCCGCUGGUUCGUGUCCCAGCUGACGGGGAACCUGUACCUGGCCCGGGCGGAGCCCAACGACACGGGGAACUACUUCUGCUUCACCACCAUCAACAUGGACAUCAGCACCAAGAGCACCUUCAGCAAGGCCAACCAGCUGACCGUGCUGUCCGACGCCAGCGCCCGUAAGUCUGCGCCGGUCAUCAAGGUGCGCUUCGCUGCAGAGACCUACGCUCUGUCGGGCCGGACCACCCAGCUGGAGUGUUACGCCUACGGGAACCCUGUCCCCAAGCUGCGGUGGAGGAAGGUGGAGGGCCUGCUGCCGGCCAAGGCGGGGAAGAGCGCCCAGAGCCCCACCCUCACGCUGCCCGACCUCUCCUUCGACGACGAGGGUCUCUAUGAGUGUGAGGCGUACAACUCGGAGGGCAGCGACACCUACCAGGGGCGCAUCAACGUGCAGGCUCAGCCCGAGUGGCUGCAAGUGAUGAGCGACUCGGAGGUGGAGAUCAGCUCCGAGCUGCACUGGAGCUGCGUGGCCGCGGGGAAACCCCGGCCCUCUAUCCGCUGGCUGAGGAACGGCCAGCCCCUCAGCACACAGGACAGGGUUGAGGGGAACGGGGGCCGUCUGAAGAUCGUUAACCUGGCCCUGGAGGAUUCUGGGAUGUACCAGUGUGUGGCCGAGAACAAACACGGCAACGUCUACUCCAACGGCGAGCUGAGGGUCCAAGUCCAGGCCCCAGACUUCCGGCUGAGGCCGGUGCGUAGGCUAGUCCCGGCGGCCCGGGGCGGGCAGGUCCGCAUGGAGUGCCGGCCGCGGGCCGCGCCCAAACCCACCCUGUUCUGGAGCCGCGGCACCGAGCUGCUGGUCAACAGCAGCAGGGUGACGGUCACUCCAGAUGGGGUGCUGAUGAUCCACAACAUCAGCCGGGCCGAUGAGGGGAAGUACACCUGCUUCGCUGAGAACUACCUGGGCAAGGCCAACAGCACCGGCCACCUGUCUGUCAGAGACGCCACCAAGAUCACGCUGGCGCCGUCCAACGCAGACAUCAACCAGGGGGACAACGCCACCCUGCAGUGCCACGCCUCACACGACCCCACCAUGGACCUGACCUUCACCUGGGCCCUCAACGGGGCCCCCCUGGACCUGGAGGACCCCGCCGGGCCCUUCCACCGCGUAGAGGGCAAGGAGACGGUGGGGGACCUGCUGUUGGUGAAUGGCCAGCUGAGCCAGGCGGGGGUUUACACCUGCACCGCCCAGACGGUGGUGGAUGGCGCCUCGUCCUCCGCCAAGCUGGUGGUCCGCGGCCCACCUGGGCCCCCCGGAGGUCUGGUGGUGAAGAACGUUGCUGAGACGUCGGUGGAGCUCCGUUGGAGCCGCGGCUACGACAACCACAGUCCAAUCGGGAAGUACAUCAUCAUGGGCCGGUCCACCAUCGCCUCCGACUGGAAGAGGAUGAGGACAGAGCCGGUGAACAUUGAGGGCAAUGCGGAGAUGGCUCGUGUGAUUGGCCUUUUGCCCUGGAUGGACUACGAGUUCCAGGUCAUAGCCAGCAACAUCCUGGGCAGUGGGGAGCCCAGCGUGCCCUCGUACAUCAUCCGUACACAGCAGUCAGCCCCCUCAGUGGCCCCCAGUGGACUAGGAGGAGGGGGGGGGGACCGCCACGAGCUCAUCAUCACCUGGACGUCCAUGGCCAGGGAGUACCAGAACGGAGACGGCUUCGGCUACACCCUGGCCUUCAGGGCCAAGGGCACGGAGAGCUGGACGCUGGUGCCCAUCGCUCACGUGGACUCCUCCCGCUACGUCCACACCAACGUCAGCCUCUCCCCCUAUUCCCCCUUCGAGGUGAAGAUGAAGGCCUUCAACCGCCGAGGGGAGGGCCCCUUCAGCCAGAUCGCCGUGGUGCACUCGGCCGAGGAAGAGCCCACAGGGGCGCCAGCCAGCCUGAACGCCACAGCGCUGUCCGCCUUUGAGAUCCAGGUGUCCUGGGCGUCUGUCCGGCAGCCCAGCCCAGAGGGCAUCCUGAGGGGCUAUGAGAUCCGGUACUGGCGGCAGCAUGAGCGAGAGGCGGCGGCUGACCGCAUCCGGACAGCGGGGCCGGGCACGGCGGCGCCCGUGGCGGGCCUGCGGCCCAGCACACGCUACCACGUGGCCGUUUUGGCCUACAACAGCGCGGGCUGCGGCCCCUCGUCGCCGCGGACCACCGUCACCACCCGGAGACCACCCCCUAACCGCCCCCCCGGCAACGUGUCCUGGAGGACAGAGGGGUCCUCGGUCAACGUACGCUGGGACCCGGUCAAGGCCCUGCACAACGAGUCCGCCGUGCUUGGAUACAAGGUUCUGUACAAGCACGAGGGCCAGGCAUCCCUCAAGGUGCUGGACCAGGGCCAGACCUCGGUGAAGCUACCACUGCCCAGUGACAACGGCUACCUGGUGCUGGAGAUCCGGUCCUGGGGCGAGGGCGGGGACGGGGCCGCCCACGAAACCAUCGUCUCCCGGGACUCAGGCACUGGGAUGAUGGUCCAGAACAGCGCCGCCUCAGCGCGGCCGUUUGGUGUUCUCUGCCUCUUCCCAGGCGCAGUGCUCCUCUCUCUGAUUGGCCUGGUCCACGUGUGAUCUGCCACAGCCAAUCAGGCCAAUCAACAGCCUAAUACUAUCGCUGAAAUAUUUUGUGUUGUUGUUUCUUUUCACGAGGAUGGGGUAUCGUGGGCGUUCAGGCCAGGGAUGAGGCCCCCCGGCCCCCAGUAGGGGAUCGGGUAUGACUCCAUUAGGUAAUAUGUGUUUUUCAUAAGGAAAUCCAAGAGCUUUUUGAUUUUAUUUGUAGGAAUGUGUGUGUGGCUGAGCCUAGUGGUGAAGGUGGGGUUGGGGGUACUGAGUAAGUGAUUUCACACAUAACAACCUUUUUCACAGAGGUGUAAGAGUAGGGGUGGGCACAAGUGUGGCUAGUCACACUCAUUAUGUAAUCCACUUCAUGAGCCACACCUGAUUUGGCCCCAAUAGGGGGCUAAGACCUCAUGAGUAUGGCCUUAUGGGAGCAGUGAAAUGCCUUUCUCAUUAUCAUUGACAUUUGGGUUUUGUAUUCCUUCCUGCUGCAUGGAAGUAAAGGUUUGACUCUGACAUCGACCCUGUUCAAAGGAAUUGUCAGAAAGUAAAAGUUAUCAGUAAAGAAUUUCGAAUUGACUACCAAGAGGUGAACCCCUUUAACAAAGAGUCACUUGCUCAGUGAAUGGUUGCAGCCAAAACAUGGAUCAGGACUUGGGUUUGUGAAGGGGGUACAGUCCACCCCGGGGGGCAGCGGCCUCAUGCAGACCUACACCGACAUGUGAGGGACACCCACUCUGACCUUUGAUUGUUAGAACCAAUAAUGUCUGUAAUGUAUAUUUCUUAUUCAGUGUAUAUAUUUUGAUUAUUGUGUUCUGUUUAUCUCUGCUGUAAGUAUAUCAAACGUGUGUUAAAAGGUAUGACUCAACUGAAUGAAUGUCAAAAACAUAUUUUACUUUAAUUUGGCAAUUAAUUUGGGAAAGGGAAGUCUGGGGCCCCCUGCUUGAGCUGCUCCCCCCGCGACCCGACCCCGGAUAAGCGGAAGAAAAUGAGAUGAGACUUUAAUUUGGCUUCAUUGUUCUCUGAGCUCUCAACUUGGUUGUGCCUGUGUCGUUGUGUAAGAUAAUGCAGACACUUAUGUCUAGACACUGGUUCAGCGUUUGGGUUUGUGGGGCCAUAGAGGGGAUUGAUAUUGAUCUUAAGUAGUCGUCACGGUCCCAGCAACAGUGUUAUCGUUCUCAUUGGACACUCAGCAGUGCCGUCAUGUCAUUUAAUGUGUCACAUAACAAACAGCUAAUACAUAACCCCGGUUAAGUUCAGAGUCAAGGCAAAAUGACUCCCAAGGUUGGUCUGGAAUAGGAUGAUAAUGAAAUGAAUGAUUACUGAUCUUUGUUUUGAUGUAGUUAUCUAGUUUCAGAUUGCAUUGGCCACAUAUCUAGAUUGACCAUAAAAGUGUCAAUGCUACAGUAAAAACAUCACACCAGAAUCAUUCAAAACCGGCGCAAUAGGAUCCAUGAUAAACCUGUCCAAUAUUCCUUGUAGAAAAGUGGAUUGCUGCUUCUUGGUGGUUCUUAAAAGGACAAUUUGUAUUUAUUUAUGAUUAUUAUUACACGUUUGUUGUACCAGUUUACCAAUGUGACAGUAAUGUGUGAAUGACUAAUAUUUCAGCCAUUACCUUCUGGAACCUCUGUCCAUACUCAUUCAAAGCAAAGAUUUGAGAUUUCAAAUGUGAUUGGAUUUAGAUAGGACAAUAAAAAACAGCCGCACUCCCAACCCUAACAGGAAUGGAAUAAUCUAUCAAAUCUUAAUUGUUUCUGCAUUAAAAGGGUUCUCGUUUGCAAAUUCCUAAAAAAAUAUUUUAUUUUUCGUAUUCUGAAGAGUUGAGUCAGAAGAGGACUUUUGUAAUGCCUUCCUUGUGUGAAUCAUCGAUAAGUUAAGUUUACAAUAUCAAUCUUUUUAAUAAUGACAAGGAAAUUUUUGGCUUUCUGUAUACACACACACACACACACACACACACACACACACACACACACACACACACACACACACACACACACACACACACACACACACACACACACACACACAGUAGAUCACAUUAGAAACAUAGAAACACAUCUACAUGUACACCUUGGACCACGCUUUCUAGAUAGAUUAUUUAAGAAAAAAAUGAAAAACAUGUGUGCUCAUGAUUCUUCAUUAAAAAUAAACAAACAUUGAUUUAAACUGGGUAAGUUUGAAAUAACUGAGGGUUUUUUUACUUGAAGCCAUUCAAGAAUUGUGUGCUUUUUGUAUUCCUGUAGUCUGUACAACAGCUUUGUGAUGUAGGUCUGGUCUAUGAAGCUGUCACAAAAUGUCUUCCCUGUUUCCGAUCCCAUUGGACUCAAGCCGUCAUCUCACCAGUCCUUUCUGCUAGUGAUUAGGAAACUGAAUGUUAUUUUCCAGUGUCAAAUGCUAAACAUGUGUGUUUUGCUGAUGCAGUUAGAAACAUUUGUAAAUAUUAUACA